AUUAUAAGAAAACUUAAUGUACAAUUAUAGACUUUUUAAUUUCUUAACUUGCUUAACUAUUGAUAAUGUGAUUGGAAUCAUGAUUGGUCCAAAUAGGGGUAAAUAAAUUGCGUAUUUGUGCUCAUCUGGAAAAUACAACUGUGGUAGCUUUUUUGGAUUAUGGUAUUCAGCGUUUGCAUAGUUGUUAGCUUUCUGUGCGUGCUUGUGUCUCAAUGUUAAUGAGAGUGAAGAGUUUGAAGUCUGACGGAGAUGACUGAGAGAUAUUUCUGGGAUGUGCUGCAACAGAUUGAGCGUUGUAGAGGUAUCGUUAUUAAGUAUGCCUAUUUUCUUGAUUAAUAACGCGUCUAUUUCAAAUUGUUUGGGUGAUCUGUCGACGACAUCAAAACCAAGAUGGUGCAUGAGUUGUCGUCUAAUGAAAUGUAAUGGUAGAUGAUCUGCAGACCUGUCUAGGAUUGUCAAACUGCCGAAGUUCGGGAUAGUAAGUGAGUGAUCCGUGAGUUCAUUCCUGUCGUCAACAUAGAAUAUAAAGUGAUAGUCGCAGUGAUCGUCAUUGAGAUUGUAAGCGUGUAGGCUGUUUAUUGGGUUGUCUAUGUCUAUGGGAGAGUAGUAGAUGUGUUGCGAGUGCGUCUCGAAGUCGUAUAGCUGCUGUAGUUGUACUAGUAGAGGAUCCAACUGAGUAUUCAAAUCGCUAAAGUCUAAUCCCUCUUUGGUGUCUUUGUACAACAAACUGAAGAGCAAAUUCAAGCGAUUAUCUUUAUCAAGCAAGCUGUCAUCUGGACUAUCGGCUAUACUAACCAAUAGAGCGCCUAUAAUAGCAAAUAAUAAAAAACUGCAGAUGACUAAUAUUGAUUUAAUCUCAGACAUAAAAUAUAGACCUUCUAGUCGACAGCUCCUCGUUAGCUGCUGGGACAGUUCAAUCAAAUUGCUUGAGAACGACGAAAUAAAAUUAAAUUUUGCUCACACCUCAGCAGUUUUAACGAGUAAUUUUAUAAACAAUAGCACUUUCUACUUUGGUUGCUUAGAUGGAAAUCUAUACGCAUACAAUUUGGAAGCACAAAAGUAUCAGCUACAAUGGCACACGACUGAUCCGAUAUCAGCAUCUACAUACAACAAACAGAAUAACUUAUCUAUUACCGCGUCUUUGAACGGUCAGAUGGCUUUCCUUGAUCCUCGUCAGCAAUCCCCAGUGAAGACAGUCACGUCUUCUAAUAAGAUAUUUGACAUUGACACGUCGUCGAAUUUGUUAGUAUCGGCAAUGUCAAACAGACAGAUAGCUAUAUAUGAUCUAAGGCAGUUAGAUAAGCCAUUACAAAAGAGAGAAUCAAGCUUGAAAUUCAUGACUACUAAUGUGGCAUGUAUGCCAGGUGAUGUCGGAUUCGUUACAUCCUCUAUAGAAGGUAGACUAGCCGUCGAUUACUUUAAUCCGUCGCCAGAAGUACAAGCAAACAAAUAUGCUUUCAAAUCACAUAGACAAGAUGAUACGAUUUACCCAAUAAACGCUUUAGCGUUUAACCCAAUACAUAAUACCUUCGCUACUGGCGGAAGCGACAAGACUGUCAAUUUAUGGGAUCCAAAUGCUAAGAAGCGCAUAAAGAGUUAUUCAAAAUUUAAGAACUCCGUUCAAUCAAUCGCAUUUUCAGAUGAUGGUGAUCAAAUGGCGGUGGCAUACUCUAAGGGUCCUGAAGAAGCUGAACCUGCACAUUCUUCUGAUGAAAUCGGUAUAGAGAUUAAGAACAAUUUGUUGAAUGACGCUAAACCGAAGAAGUUACAAUGAUUUCAGUCUAUUCUUUGUUGCAUUAAAUUAUUCAUUGCGCUUAUAUCCUAAAAGUGUUUAUAAAGGUUCAGGAGUGUUUUUAUCAAUGAAUUGAUCCAUUAUAUGCUCACUAUAUGCUCA
This is a messenger RNA of Wallemia mellicola CBS 633.66, 1894 nucleotides long. Its product is annotated as WD40 repeat-like protein. Gene Ontology annotation, molecular function: ubiquitin binding. The transcript has 2 exons. Gene Ontology annotation, biological process: mitotic spindle assembly checkpoint signaling. The coding region runs from base 836 to 1774 and encodes 312 amino acids. Gene Ontology annotation, cellular component: bub1-bub3 complex; mitotic checkpoint complex; kinetochore. The record is from RefSeq and is a predicted model, not a curated record. NCBI's taxonomy places the organism in Eukaryota, Fungi, Basidiomycota, Wallemiomycetes, Wallemiales, Wallemiaceae.